Molecule: messenger RNA, 3347 nt
Organism: Pneumocystis carinii B80
Lineage: Eukaryota; Fungi; Ascomycota; Pneumocystomycetes; Pneumocystales; Pneumocystaceae
Exons: 18
Coding region: 43-3303 (1086 amino acids)
Biological process (GO): base-excision repair, gap-filling; nucleotide-excision repair, DNA gap filling; DNA replication proofreading
Cellular component (GO): delta DNA polymerase complex
Molecular function (GO): DNA binding; 3'-5'-DNA exonuclease activity; DNA-directed DNA polymerase activity
Source: RefSeq, a predicted model, not a curated record
UAGGAAUUUUGAGUUUAUUUGUUUUAUUUAAUAGAUUUUUUUAUGUCAAAGAUAUCAAAGAUUAAACAUAAAAAUAUUGAAGUUUUACAAGAUAUUAAAAAUGAUCUUUUUAUGGAUAAGGAUGUUAAAAAACGGCGUAUUUCUGAGGAAAAACCACAUAAUCUAGAAUUUAUAAGCAAAAAGAAAGCAUUUGGAUAUGAGAAGACUUUGAAAUCUUUUGAGAAUGAUUUAGAAUGUGUUUUACAAGAGUUUUUAGAAAAUGAACAGGAAGACAAGAAUGAAAAUCAGAAAUGGGAGAGACCUUCUUUACCUUUAAUUGAUCCAAUGAAUGAUGAUAUUUAUUUUCAACAAAUUGAAAUUGAUGAUACUAUGAGUGUUUCAGGACCUAUUCUUCGUCUUUAUGGAGUUACUGAGCAAGAGAAUAGCGUAUUAUGUAUAGUGACAGGAUUUUUUCCAUAUUUUUAUGUUCCAUUACCACAAGGGUUUCAUGAAGGGCAUAUAAAUUCUUUUAAGAUGGCAUUAGAGAAUGCUAUUAAUUUUAGCAACAAAGUUAUAAACAAUAUUGAAUUAGUUAUGAGACAAACAAUAUAUGGAUUUCUGCAGGAUGGAAAGACUCAAUAUAUUAAGAUUACUGUUAAUGAUCCAAAGCAUAUUGCUAGAGUUCGUAAUUUAUUUGAACGAGGUGAUAUCAAUUUUAAUAAUAUGUUUCCUCCACAAUAUAUAACUUUCGAAAGUAAUCUUCCUUAUACUUUAAGGUUUAUGAUUGAUGCAUCUAUAACUGGAAUGAGUUGGAUUAAACUUCCAAAAACUAAAUAUUUAAUUGCAAAUGAAAAAACGUCUAAUUGCCAAUUAGAAGUUUUUGUUGAUUGGAAGGAUUUAGAAAGUUUUCAACCUGAAGGAAAUUGGCAAAAAAUAGCCCCAUUACGGAUUUUAAGUUUCGACAUUGAAUGCGCUGGAAGAAAAGGUGUUUUCCCAGAGCCGGAGAUCGAUCCUGUUAUUCAAAUAGCCAACGUUGUUACUUUGUAUGGAGAGAAAGUACCUUUUAUAAGAAAUGUUUUCACUAUUGAUACAUGUGCUCAAAUUUCUGGAGUUCAAAUUUUGAGUUAUGCUGAUCAAAAGGAAUUAUUACUGGCAUGGUCUAAGUUUAUCCAAAAAAUGGAUCCGGAUGUUAUUAUCGGAUAUAAUAUUGCGAAUUUUGAUAUACCUUAUCUUAUUGAUAGAGCGAAACAUCUUAAAAUCAAUGAUUUUCCGUAUUUUGGAAGGGUUAUUAGACAAAAAUGUGAAAUUAAUAAUACAUCAUUUUCAUCCAGAGCAUAUGGUACUAGAGAAAGCAGAUUUACAGAUAUAAGUGGAAGAUUGCAGUUGGAUAUGCUUCAAAUUAUGCAAAGAGAUUAUAAACUAAGAUCAUAUACUCUUAAUGCAGUUUCUUCUCAGUUUCUAAAUGAGCAAAAAGAAGAUGUGCACCAUUCUAUUAUUACGGAUUUACAAAAUGGGACAUCAGAAUCAAGGCGUCGACUUGCUGUUUACUGUUUAAAGGAUGCAUAUCUUCCACAACGUUUAAUGGAUAAAUUAAUGUCUUUAGUUAAUUAUAUCGAGAUAGCUAGAGUUACAGGUGUUCCUUUUAGUUAUUUAUUAUCUAGGGGUCAACAAAUUAGAAUUAUUAGCCAACUUUCUCGUAAAGCUCGUGAAAAAGAUUUUAUUAUUCCUAAUAUUAGAUCAGAAGGAAUUGAUGAGCAAUAUGAGGGAGGAACUGUUAUUGAUCCAAAGAAAGGAUAUUAUAAUAUUCCAAUUGCAACUUUAGAUUUUACUUCUUUGUAUCCAUCGAUUAUGCAAGCACAUAAUUUGUGUUAUACUACUCUUAUUAGUUAUAAACAAAUAGAAAUGCUAGGUUUUGAAAAAGAUAAGGAUUAUCAUGUAACACCGGAGAAUUAUUGUUUCGUUAAACCACAUAUUCGUAAAGGUCUUCUUCCACUAAUUUUUGAGAAUCUUUUGGCUGCUAGACAGAAGGCUAAAUUGGAUUUGAAAAAUGAAACUGAGCCAUUUAGAAAAGCUGUGCUUGAUGGAAGACAAUUGGCUUUAAAAAUUUCUGCAAAUUCUGUAUAUGGAUUUACUGGCGCAACUAAUGGGAAGUUACCUUGUCUGCCUAUUUCAUCUAGUGUAACAUCCUAUGGACGUCAAAUGAUUGAAAAAGCAAAAGAUGAAAUAGAAUUGAAAUAUACAGUAGAAAAUGGAUAUACUCAUAAUGCUCGAGUUAUAUAUGGCGAUACUGAUUCUGUUAUGAUUGAUUUUGGCGUAAAAGAUAUUGCAGAAUCUAUGAGACUUGGUUGUGAGGCAGCUGAUUAUGUUACAAGCAAACUUCUUAAACCUAUUAAAAUGGAAUUUGAAAAGGUUUAUUUUCCUUAUUUACUUAUUUCUAAAAAGAGAUAUGCUGGGUUAUAUUGGACAAGACCGGAAACAUUUGAUAAAAUGGAUUCAAAAGGAAUAGAAACAAUACGUAGAGAUAAUUGUCGUCUAGUUUCCACAGUUAUAGAAACAGCUCUUCGAAAACUAUUAAUAGAUCGAGAUAUAGAUGGUGCCCAAAGUUAUGUAAAAAAAGUUAUUUCUGAAUUGCUUCAAAAUAAAAUUGAUAUUUCAAAUUUAGUUAUAACGAAGACUUUGACAAAAUCAGAUUAUGUAAGUAAACAAGCUCAUGUAGAAUUGGCAGAAAGAAUAAAAAAACGAGAUUCUGGUCUAGCACCAACUCUUGGUGAUCGUGUAGCAUAUAUAAUUGUUAAAGGUGCUAAAGGUGAUCAAACUUUUUUGCGUUCAGAAGAUCCUAUUUAUGUUUUGGAAAAUAAUAUUCCUAUUGAUACCAAGUAUUAUCUCGAUAAUCAGUUAUCAAAACCUCUUUUAAGAAUUUUUGAACCUAUUUUAGGUGAAAAAGCAAAUUCACUUCUUUCUGGAGAUCAUACUAGAACAAUUUCAAUGACAUCACCUGCUAUUGGCGGACUAGUGAAAUUUGCUAUUAAAACAGCAACAUGUAUAGGAUGCCGAAUACCAUUAAAGAAUGGUUGUAAUACUGCUGUAUGUAACCAUUGUAUAGGAAGAGCUGCUGAAUUAUACCAAAAACAACUCAAUAUAGUUAGUGAUUUAGAAAUUCGUUUUGCUAAACUUUGGACACAAUGUCAACGAUGCCAAAACAGUUUGCAUCAGGAUGUACUUUGCACAUCAAAAGAUUGCCCCAUAUUUUAUAUGCGUAAAAAGGUUCAAAAAGAUAUGAAAGAAAAUAUAGAAAUUCUGGAAAGGUUUAAUGAAGAUUGGUAAAAAAAAAUAUCAAUUAUUUUUAAAUUAUUUUAAAAAAAACAUGG